This is a messenger RNA of Patiria miniata (bat star), 2018 nucleotides long. RefSeq names its product cysteine and histidine-rich domain-containing protein 1-like. The record is from RefSeq and is a predicted model, not a curated record. Bases 165 to 1160 code for a protein of 331 amino acids. The transcript has 10 exons. Lineage: Eukaryota; Metazoa; Echinodermata; Asteroidea; Valvatida; Asterinidae.
AGUAAAACUGUAUGACUCGAGUUCCUCUUGAGGGCGCGCUUCGCCGGUAGAUUUCGGUAGUUUCUCGAAAAUUCAGCGGAAGAGGGGAGAAGAUCCCGCAGACGUUCCAAAAAAAGACGCUUUCAAAAACUUGAUUAUUUAUUUCUUGUGAGACUGUCAGGACAAUGGAAGAAAUAGAAACUCACUGCUACAACAAGGGGUGCGGGAAAAAGUUUGUUCCAUCGGAAAAUGGGCCAGAUGCUUGUGAACAUCAUCCAGGAGAACCAGUAUUCCAUGAUGCGUACAAAGGCUGGUCCUGCUGCAAUAAACGAACCACAGACUUCACAGAAUUCUUAAAUAUAAAGGGUUGUGCCAAGGGGCUUCACAGUAACCAGAAACCUCCAGAAAAACCCAAACCUGCGCCGUUGUCAAAAGAAGAAAAAGAGGCAGUUGUCGUCGUAGAAGCACCGAAACCUAACCAGCCAAUUGAACCAACAGAAAGACCAAGUGAAACUGAUCCACUUGUGCGGUUACCAGUGACGGUCGGUGCUUCGUUGAAAACCGCCCUUGAACAGCUCACAGUCAGUGACCCCGGUGUAAAAACAGCCGAGGGCGCUACCUCCAAUGAUGUUAAAGAAGGAACUGUUUGUAAAAACCUAAGCUGCCAAAAGUCAUAUGUCAAUGAGCAGUCCAACUUCGAAAAGUGCAUUUACCAUCAUGGAAAAGCAAUAUUCCACGAAGGAAUGAAAUACUGGUCGUGCUGUCGGAGAAAAACGACAGAUUUCAACAAUUUCCUGGAGCAAGAAGGCUGCACGGAAGGCAGCCAUGUUUGGAUCGUCAAGGAGGAUGAUACAAAGAAACUAGUAGACUGCAGGUAUGACUGGCACCAGACUUCAUCCCAAGUCGUCCUCUCCGUGUAUUGUAAGAAUUCCCAGCCUGACUUGUCGUUUGUGGAAGCCAAUCAGGUCCUUCUGAAUGUCAGCAUCUCCUUCAAUCAGGGGAAGAACCAGUUCACCAAGACUAUCCGUCUAUAUGGGGUGAUUGAUCCGACCAGAAGCUCCAUGACGAUGCUGGGCAGCAAGUGCGAGAUCAAACUCAAGAAAGGCGAGGCCGGCUCCUGGAAGAAAUACGAGUUGCCCCCGGCAACCAAGACCACUGCCAAAGAAGACGGAGCCAAUUGACGACGGCCUUCUCCAAAAUUAACAUAUUGAAUUCUUCUAAAGGCGAUUUUCGGAAAAAGCAGAGUUCAGAACAUAUCUCUCUACCUUGACUAAUCUUUUGCAAUGAUGGUGUAAAGAGUGUUGUCUUCACUUGAGAGUUAUUUUUGUGGAAAACUUAUUUGUAAAGACCAUUUAUUACUGGAAAGGAGAUCUACUGAAAUUGAUCAAAGCAAUUUAGGAGUGAAGUUAAAUAAGGAAAAAGGAAUUACAAAUAGUCCUUUUGAUGUAUCAUGUAAACAUGGUAAACUAAGUUGUCAUGAAUUUUAAUUCUACAAUCCCGUGGAAUAAUUAUUCUAAAUUUAGAUGGAAAUGGAAAUUAAUUUGGAGGAUGAAGUCACUUCCAGAAGUUUGUAUUCAAGAAAUAUUGCAUACUUUAUUUUAAAUACAAACGGUAACAAUUUUCACAUUGAAAGCAAACUUUUUUGGGUUGGAAAAGCCACUAGUCAAUAUUUUUAGAAUGUAAAAAGAUCCAACAUUACUUCCAGUGAUAAAAAAAAGAUGUGUUCUUUUGUGGGAUGUUUGUCACCAAUGCACUUGUGAGAUAUGCAAUUGUAAAGUCGAUAUGUUGGUAAAUUUAUUCGUAAUUGUGAUUAUUCCCUUUUAAGGAUUUUAAAAUAUAUUUCUAAAUCAAGAGCAUCACAGGCAGACAGAAAAGUUCCGAUGUGGAAUACCAUCUUCACUUUGCAUGUACAUUUGAUCUUUUCCAUAUCAUUAACAUUAUAUCAACAGUCUACCUUUUGAGAAAAGUGAAACUGGUUUCAGCAUUGCCACAUUUUAUGUUAAAAUAAAUUGACAAGAUAUUUCUUCUAAGAAAUCCUU